AUGUGCAGCGGCGGUCCACUUCCAGGGUCAUACUACAGCGUCAUAGCCAUCCUCUACCCAGGAGAUCUGCUGAAGGGUGAUGGACAGGACUAUAGGACCUCGAUCCGGCACAUCGACCCGCAUACCGGAGAACUGAAGCACCGCGACAAGGCCAUCCGCGUGCUGAAUGGGGUGAGCAUCGAGAACAUCAAGACAAAGGGGCUGCGGACGUUGCAAGAGAGCAUGGUGGAGUACAUCUGCAAGCGUAUCGCCGAAAACCGCUCUGCGGUGCUGACUUCACAAGUAUUCAAACCCGCCAACAGUGUGAUUGAUGACAAUGGCGCGGAAAGACAGACGUCGCCCCAAGCAGCAGUUGCCGCCCAGCAUCAGGGGAACACGAGGGUGUCCGCGGAAGGAGUACACGGUAGAGGAGGAGGCAACGCUACGGCAGGUGCAAGAAGGAAGGAAGAGGAGUCGGAUUCUGAUUCGGAGUCGGAGUCUGAGGAGGAGGUGGAGGAGGAGGAGGACGAGGCGGUGACACGGAAGGACGAGAAGGACGACGAGGAGGAGAAGGAGAAGGACGAGAAGGAUGAUGGGGAUGAGGAGGAGGAAGGGAAGGAUGGGGAGGGGGAAGGGAAGGAUGAAGAGGGGGUGGAGGACGAGGUGGAGUACGGGGUGGAGUACGUAGAGGUGGGAGCUGCGGUAGAGGCGGUGGGGUCGGCGGACAAAAAGAACGAGGAAGCGGAGGAUGGCAAUGCGUGUAAUGCUACGAGGUCGGCAGAUGGGGGGAAGGAGAAGGAUGAGGUCGGCGUGGAGGCAUCGACGGAAAAGGGCCAGGAGGAGGCAGCAUGCGAAGGUGGGAAGGUGUCGGUCGACGCCGGCAAAGGGGCGAAAAUCACGGGCGUGCAGGAGAUCGGGGAAGCAUCUAGUCGGCAGGGCCCUGAACUGGACGACGUUGAGGAGCUGCGAUGGGAGAACUGGUUGUUGAGGGCGGAGAGCACUCAGUUGGUGACGUUGCUCAAUGCGGAGCAGGCUCGGCUGGACAGAUUUUUUGUUGGGUUUAGUGGACUUGUUGACCACGUGAAAGGGUUGGACGAGCAGGUCGACGAUACCGAGAAGCUCGCCGUGCAGCCGCCGCCACUGCCUCAUCCCACGCCGCCCGCCCUCCCGGAAGAGCUGUUGAAGUCGUUCAAGACCGACAUCAUGAAGGCGGUGACGGAGGCCACCCAACAGUCUUUCGUUGCUUCCGGGAUAAAGAUGAUGACCGAGAUGAUCGGCACUCUGGCGCCUGGUCGACGUGGGUCGUCGCCGUCGGCCAAUGACGCCAAUCACGCACAACGGAGGACGGCCGACAAGCAGGGCCUGAAGAGGACGGGCAACGGAGACGACAAGGAAAGCGCGAAGCGGAGCAAGGGAUCGGACCGGAGCAAGGGAUCAGAUGGGAGCCGCGGCUCGAAGCCUGCGGCACAGAGCGUGGUCGACCAGCUGAAGACGAAGGCGGGGUGGAAGGCACAUAGCAUGGAGGUGCAGCAGCAUCCCGUGGUCGACGCCGGCCUUGCCGGAACAGCACGUCGCUCAGUCACUCCACAGGUUGCCGCCACAUCGUCCGGUGCCCCACCUGCCGCGCCUCCGGUCGCCGCCCCACCCCCUGCGGACCCCAAAUCCGCUGUAGUGCUAGCCACCGGCGGCCGCGCCGACAAGCAUGCCGAACUCGCUGCCGUCCUGGCCCAUUUUGAAGAGGCAAAACGCCCCGAGCAUGCCCCUGCUCUGGCUAUCAUGGACUCGGCGCAUGUGGUGCCAUCGGCGACCCACGAAGAGGGUUCGGCGGAGCCGACUGUUGCAACGAGUGCUGUCGCCGAGAGAACUGCUGGACGGAAGGGGAAGGACGACACCGAGAAAGGGAAGGCAGUCUCUCAGAGGAGCACGAGGGCGAUGUCUGCGGGGAAGGAGUUGUCGGAAGAGAAAGGGAAUCAGGACAAGACGGGCGGCAAGGGUAAGCCGGCAAAGAAGAAGGAGAAGGCGGAGGAGAAGGACGAGGAGGGCAGCGAGGGAGAUAAAGAGCAUGGACGCAGGGGUCAUGGCAUCCGCCAAGACAGGUCCGGCGACGGGCAUGGGUGGGUGGGCGAGAUUAAGGUAAACGGACAGAAUCGAUACAUCGGCAAGUCGAGGGAGAAGAUGGAGCUAGCCUACGAGCACGCAAUUGCAUACGUUGUCUACGACGGCUACGUGAGCAAGAUGCUCAUGAAGGAGCUCACCGUCUUGAAGCCGGGGGAGUUGGAUAAAUGGAAGGAGGUGUGGGCGCAGGUCAAGUUCUUGCCGACUGGGAUGUUCGACGAUAUACUUGGCAGGUACCGCGGGUACGCGAGUUCGGGUGAUGCGCUUCAUGACGUGCUCUGGCCGGCGAUAUGGUUCCCCAUCAUAAAAAACACGGAGGAAGGCAAGGAAGAGACGGACGCUCUCAUGUCGGCGAUGGUAAAUCGCAUGUCGAUGUGUGCGGCGUAUGGGAAGGUCGCGGCGAGCACGGCGUAUGGGAAGGUCGAUGCGAGCGUGGAGGGGAAGGUGGGAGAGAAGACGGAGAUGGAAGGCGCGGAGGGGAAGGCGGACGAGAAAACAGAGAUGGGGGCCUAG
Messenger RNA from Closterium sp. NIES-65, 2607 nucleotides. Lineage: Eukaryota; Viridiplantae; Streptophyta; Zygnematophyceae; Desmidiales; Closteriaceae. The record is from the annotation of a GenBank genome assembly.